Molecule: messenger RNA, 1434 nt
Organism: Xyrauchen texanus (razorback sucker)
Lineage: Eukaryota; Metazoa; Chordata; Actinopteri; Cypriniformes; Catostomidae
Product: neuropeptide FF receptor 2-like
Exons: 3
Coding region: 1-1434 (477 amino acids)
Biological process (GO): G protein-coupled receptor signaling pathway
Cellular component (GO): membrane
Molecular function (GO): neuropeptide receptor activity; peptide binding
Source: RefSeq, a predicted model, not a curated record
AUGGCACUGAAACUAUUGGACCCAAACGCUACAGUAUCGUCUAUGUUCUUCUAUUCUCUGGAGAACGUCCAUAGAGUCUCUGUGAACUCCACCUCCUCUCGUCCAUAUUAUUAUCCAAACAUCACCUAUGUGGACUUUUACCUGCAUGAACCUUUAGUGUCAGCUAUCUUUAUUGUAUCCUACCUCCUCAUCUUUAUUGUUUGCAUGGUGGGAAAUGGAGUGGUGUGCUUCAUCGUGCUAAGGAGCAAGAACAUGCGUACAGUCACCAAUCUGUUCAUUCUCAACCUGGCCAUCAGUGACCUGCUGGUUGGCAUUUUCUGCAUGCCUACAACAUUGGUGGACAACAUUAUCACAGGCUGGCCUUUUGGCAGUUUAGUGUGUAAGCUGAGUGGGAUGGUGCAGGGAAUAUCAGUUUCAGCUUCUGUCUUCACACUGGUGGCCAUCGCUGUUGAAAGAUUCCGCUGCAUUGUCUAUCCCUUCAAACAGAAGCUCACUAUCUCCACCUCCACCCUCAUUAUUGUCAUCAUCUGGGUUCUGGCCAUCUCCAUCAUGUGCCCAUCAGGAGUCAUGCUACAGGUCACCAAAGAGCACCGUGUUUCCAUCUUGCUAAGUGACGGCAACACAACGCAACCCUUCUAUUGGUGCCGUGAAAACUGGCCGAACCAGGAGAUGCGCAAGAUUUACACUACAGUACUCUUUGCUAACAUUUAUUUGGCUCCUCUAACUAUCAUCGUCAUUAUGUAUUCCCAGAUAGGGAUCACCUUGUUUAAGACUUCAAUGCCUGCCUCUGUGAGCCAAGUUGGCACCUCAGGCUCUGGUUCUAGCUCAGGAAAACAGAGUAGAUAUGAAAGCAGUCAGCUAGUGUCACGCAAAAAGAAGCGGGUGAUUAAAAUGUUGCUAGUGGUGGCUCUGCUCUUUAUCCUUUCAUGGCUGCCAUUGUGGGCACUCAUGAUGCUAAGUGACUAUGCAAGCUUGAGUGAGCACCAACAUCGGGUUAUUAAUAUAUAUGUUUACCCUCUGGCUCACUGGUUGGCAUUCUGUAACAGCAGUGUAAAUCCUAUUGUCUAUGGUUUUUUCAAUGAAAACUUUCGCAAGGGCUUCAAGGCAGCCUUUAAAUUUCAGCUCUGCUCAGCCCAUUCAGGGAGGAGAAGGACUUACUCACAUCGACUGCAGGGGAAUGCUGUGUUACCUGCCAGCUUGCCCCUGACCAAGGAGCCUGUGGUGGAGACUGGAGUUUCCAGACUAGGACAAGGCCUCAUCCAAGGGGUUUCGGUGGGGAAUGAGAAAGGUCCAGGUGAAAGUAUCCAGCCUUCAGGCAAGGAUAACAUGAAAGAACAGGAUCUGAUCAUGGAAGAUCUGGAGAAGGUGUGUGUUGGUGCAGGUGUUUUCAAAAUGUGGUACAGGGACCCCCAGAUGUCUGCAAAGGGGUUCUAG